GGUGUCCACUAGGUGGGAGUUUCAUUUGUUGGUGGAGCUAGUUACACUCCUCUCUCUCCACCCCCUCACACUGUCCUUUCCAACCCUGUAAAGAGCAGCAGCUUCCCUUUCAUCCAGGAACAGGACUCUUCCCUUCUGACCCAGACAACAGACUCAGUGUGCACUUUCAGCCAAGUGGUACUGAAAGGGAAAGCGUGUCCUUUUCACUGUUAUGGUGUUUCUCCAAUGAGCACAUCUCUCUUUUGGGAGUCUGUUAUAGGCAAUAGUGGAUUUUCUAGAGAGGAAGACUAUUAAAAAAUGGCAGGGAGAAAAGUACUAAUAAUUUAUACACAUCAAGAGCCCAAAUCUCUAAAUGGAUCCUUAAAGAAUCUUGCAGUAGAAGAAUUGAGCAAACAGGGCUGCAACGUCACCACAUCUGAUCUGUACGCAAUGCAAUUUGAGCCACGAGCAACAAGAAAUGAUAUCAUUGGUUGUCUGCACAACUCAGAACACUUUGAUUAUGGAGUGGAAUCAUGGGAAGCUUACAAGAGAAGAUGCUUGGCUAGUGAUUUGAUUGAGGAACAGAGGAAGGUUCAAGCUGCUGAUUUAGUGAUUUUUCAGUUUCCCUUGUAUUGGUUCAGCAUGCCUGCCAUUAUGAAGGGCUGGAUAGACAGAGUCUUGGUCCAAGGAUUUGCUCACAAUUUCCCACAGUGUUAUGAUGAUGGCUUACUCAAGAAUAAACUAGCCCUACUUUCAUUUACCACUGGAGGAGAUGAAGAAAUGUUUUCAAAAGGAGGGGUCAGUGGUAACAUUCGCUAUCUCCUGUGGCCCAUCCAGCAUGGUAUAAUGCACUUCUGUGGUUUCAAAGUCCUUGCUCCUCAGAUCUGCUUUGCUCCCAAGUAUGUGACAGAAGAGAAAAGAAAGGAGAUGCUGACCUCCUGGGCACAGCGACUGAAGACUAUCUGGGAGGAAAAGCCUAUAAACUGCACUCCUGAGUUGUAUUUUAAGUAAUGUUCAGGCACAACACUAGAGAGAUAUGGGGGUGGGGAAGUUGCAGGAAUUGUCUCAGUUGUAUCUUUUCUCUUUCCUUCAUGCUGUACCUUACCAUAUAUUGGGGGGGUGGGGGGAGAGUCACAAUGCAUAAUGUCAGUCUCAUAAACUUGCUGGAUUGUAUUACACCCAAAGACAGCCAAUUGGUAAUAGCUCAGUUAGCAAUGUGGCCUCGAUCUUCCUGUCUUCUUAGGAGUACAGUGUAAUGAUGAGUGGUGCAGCUCCUUGCUGUGUGGGACAUGGCCCCCUAACUAGUAAAUAUUAGUGCCUAGUAUACAACCAAGUUGGUUUGUUUGUUUGUUUGUUUGUUUUAGAGUAGUGCCUGUUCAUACAAGGAUAGGAUUGAAUCACAGAUAAUGGCUAUUGCCCUAAGACGCAGGUGACCUGCAAAACACCUGAAAGAUAUUGCCAGAUUUACUUCAACACUUUUGUGCACCAGCUGCCAUUUUUGUUAAAUUGACCUGGAAAUAUCCUGUGAUAAAUAAGAUUUGUCACAGCCAGUUAUCAGUCAACUCUGCUCUCUUAAGCAAGUUUUGUCUGCAUUUGAAUUAUUGUACAGUUUGAGUAUAUAGGAUAUGCAGUAAUUUAGGUUACAUGAGAACUAUAGCCAGCCUUAACCUUCAAUACCAAAACAGAUCUAUGUGUCAGUUCCUAAAUUCCUAAGAUUUGCAACUGAACUAUAGUAAAGCAGCUUUAAGACAGUUUCAGAUGCCAAUAAAGGAAGCAAAUUCAAAGUGAAGUAUGAAUAUACAACACUGGUGCCUUCACCAUUGCAUUGUUCUGUGUGUACACAAGGAAGGGUACGUGAAGCCCCCUGCCACUUUUGCCUCCUCAUACAUUUUAAUGGAUACUUUUUUCUGAGUUCAAGGACUGGUCCCCACUUACACUGCCACUAGCUACCCCAUUAGGAAGAGGGAGGAAUCAAGGGCAAUUGCUGUGGCCCCUCACACUAAUCAGCAGAGCUAUUCAGCCCUGGAGUUGAAUGCCUGAUGUACCUCCCCCUAAAUACAAAUGUAGCAGCAAAUGUGCUUCCCCGGGGGACUCUGGCACUGUGGCUGACUUGGUGAGGCACAUUGCCCGCUACACCUGCCGUGGCCACUGUCCCAGUGUGGGUCAAUGCCUAAUAGGAUACACCAGUAGGUGUGGGUUGGCUCUUAAUGUUUGGGAAUUUUGCCAUGGACUUCAGUGGGAUAAUUUGGCUCUGUGAAGUAACUGAUGAAUUUUUUGUGGUAGGAUUUAUGGUAUGUUUCAUGCUUAAUUGUGUAUUUCCUGGCUCUGAUCAGUUGCUGUCACAACCUUAACAUACUGUUAAACAUACUAUUAUGCUUCUUUGUGAAUGUUUACCUGUUGUGUGCAAGAUGUAGAUACCAGAUUACAAUGUUUCCAGUCACCUAAAUUCAUUUUCAGACUGAAGAAGGUAGACAUAGUAAGAUACAAAUGCAGUUGCUGUCCAUGCAUAUUUACUUUUUCAGAAUAAAAAUCCUCAGUUUGUUUGCAGACUGAUCAAAGGUGUUAGUCAGAAGACAAAUGCGUAUUCUGCUCACAAAAAAUUAAGAGGAUGUAUACAGAGAAGUCUCGCUCCUAUAAUCACUAAAGUCAACAGAAAUUGAUAGACUGCAGUCAGGGUAAAAUUAGGCACAUCUCUUAAAUUCUAUAACAGCACAAUGCAGAUGCUUGGAAAUUCUAGCUAAGAGUAUUUGUGAGGAAGUCACAUGGGAUUAAUUCCACAAAACUGCUAAUCAAUCUCCUAUGAUGCUUAUUGUCAGGCUGCACAUACACUUUAAAAAAAAAAAUGUCAUGAUGCCAGGCAUAAGGGGGUCUUGAAGGUUCUAGAAGGAACUGUGCCGGGAAGAGAGAGCAAUACAGAGCCGUAUCAGCAACUGGGGAGAGAUUAUCAGGAGAGCUCAGCUCCACACUAGGUACCAAAAUUAAGUGGCGAGAUAUUUUUUUUUAAAACUCAACAUGUUAGGUACUGAGCUCUUCUGAAAGGCUCUCCCCAGUGAUGGUGGUUGAACUCUUCUGAAAAUUCUGGCUUUAAGGGAUACUAUUUUUACUUAUUUGACUAAAGUUUCUGGUUCAGUUGCAUUAAAUAAAAUUCCUGAGCCUUUGCCACAGUUGUAUGACACUUAUGAUUUCACAUGCAGGGAAUACAUUUGCCACUUCUUUUUUUAAUAACUUAUUACCUGCAUCCAAAGCUGUUAUGUCCUCUCCAGAGGGAAACCCCAUUGACUCCAAACAUACUAGUGUGGAACAUUAAAGAGCAUACAACUUUGUUGCUCUGCUUUUCCCCCAUGAAGGUGAGUCAUGCAAGUGGAUUCCUCCCCAUCAGCUGAGUUUUCAGCUGAAUGCAUGUGGCAGGAGGGGGAAUAAAACCCCUAAACAGAAGGAAGUGAGGAUCUCUAUGCUACUUAGACUAUGGGAGGGCAAGGUUUUCUAGGUAUAAACAAGAGGUCCCCAGCUGUUUAGCCUGGGUUAGCCCAAAGAGCCAUAUAGAGCUUGCUUGCUUGCUUAUAGAAGCUUCUGUUACCUUUUGUAACAAAUUGUCAUUCAUUUGUGUAUCCAUGUUUACCUGCUUAUACCUUAUAAAUAACUGUUUCCUUUUUCCUAUUAAUAAAUCUGUAUAUAGUUUAUUGUA
Molecule: messenger RNA, 3664 nt
Organism: Chelonia mydas (Green sea turtle)
Lineage: Eukaryota; Metazoa; Chordata; Testudines; Cheloniidae
Gene: NQO2
Product: N-ribosyldihydronicotinamide:quinone reductase 2
Exons: 7
Coding region: 298-990 (230 amino acids)
Cellular component (GO): cytosol
Molecular function (GO): NAD(P)H dehydrogenase (quinone) activity
Source: RefSeq, a predicted model, not a curated record